AUGGUCUCCGUCGCCACUAUCCCACAACCCCCGGCGCUUACUGCCACCCCCUCCUUGAAGCCAUCAAAGAUGCUACCAUCUUCGUCUCCCGUAUCCAUCCUCAAAACCUCCAAGCCCGCCGGCACGAAACGCAAAAUGGCGGAUGUCGACCGCAGUCUUUCCCCCGUCUCCUCCGUGUCGGAUACCUUCGAAGACGCCCCUCCCUCGAAGAAGCGUGCCCGCGUCACCUUCAACGAGAACAUCCAGACGCAUUCGUGGAAUCAAAAUGAUCUGGCCACACAAAGUGGGAUGAACGUGGCGAUGGUUCGGGAAGAAAUCCGUCGGGCGAUCCAUCGUCAUGUUUCAUCCGGGGAGAGCGAAGCCUAUGACCAGAUUAAGGAGAUCUUCACUGCCGAUCCGAAGAAGGCUGCCGACACCGUCUACUCCUACGACCUGCCAACACACACUUCAUUGAAGAAUCAUCUGCUGGGUCUUCUAUCCCAUAUCGCCUCUCUAGACCGCGGCUGCAGCAGUCUUGUCCACGCUGUCCUUGAGAGCGAGUGGCUUGGUCGGGAUGAGGCCUACGUGAAACUUUUCAUCCGGUUCCUUGGAAACCUUGCCGCUGCUCAGGGUACCUAUCUCGGUGUCAUUUUCAAGAUGCUUGUUAGCAAGCUCGCUGGUGUCCCUCGCGGCACUGGUAGCCUACCUGGAUACCCUGUGGUCCCGGUCUCCAAAAUCUACGCGCGCGUUCACAUGGCUUUGCGUCAUAUCAUUCGCUUGAUCCCGGCUGGCAGUGGAACUCUGUCUCCAGUUCUUUCUCACACCUUCCCGUACGAAGCGGACCCUGCCAAGUCUUACAUCGCAUACACCCGAAACCUCAUUCAGAUUAUCGACUAUGCUCCCGAGCUCCAAUCUGAUAUCCUCGCCCUCAUCACCGAAAAGUUGGUCAAGAUCGAUGUCCAAAUCCAGGUGGAUUUGGAAGACUUUGAGGAUGAGCUCGGAGAGAACCUCUUGCAUGGUGUUUCCACCGAACCCGAUGAAGAGCUCGACGACGAUGACGACGCCUCCAUUAUUUCCGAAGACGAAGCCGAUGAGGACCGACGGGUCGCCGAGAUCAAGGACAAUAUUCACAAAGUGGAUGGCAUGAUUGAUAUUCUUUUCGAGUUUUACAACUCUUCAUUCACAACAGGCACACUCGCCGACAAGCGAAACAGCUUGGACCUUAUUAUCAGCCACUUCCAAACCAUCAUCCUCCCAACAUACAAGUCCCGCCACUCACAGUUCCUUCUUUUCCACUUCUCUCAAUUACACCCGGAUCUCCUCAGCAAGAUGACAACGUGCUUCUCGGAUCUGAUCUUUGGCAAAGUCCAGCCAGGUAUCAUUCGCCAAUCCGCAGCCGCAUACCUGGCCAGCUUCAUCGCCCGUGGUGCCCAUAUCCCCAGCAGUCUUGUCCUUAAAACUUUCAACGAAAUGAGCGCGCAGCUGGUUGAAAUGCACGACAAGUAUGACGCUGCCUGCCGCGGCCCGGAUCUCCGCCGGUACGGCUCGUUCUACGCCACUGCUCAGGCCGUGCUAUACAUCUUUUGUUUCCGCUGGCGCGAUCUGACGACCGCUUCUAUCGAGGGUGACAGCCCCCAGCAAGUGGAUGAGCUGGAGCCCAGCCAAAUAGCCUUCCCGCCCAAUGUCAAGGAUACGCUGAGCAAAGUGAUCUACUCGCGUCUGAAUCCGCUCAAGAUUUGCUCUCCGGGCAUCGUCAACGAGUUUGCUCGUAUCGCACACCACUUCCAACUGCUCUACGUAUAUCCUCUCAUCGAGAAGAACAAGCGCCUCCGUAUCAGUGCCUUCCGAAGCAUCGCCUCCUCGGGACUCGUCCAGGUGGAGCGUGAGAUCCGCGCUGGUGACCACCUCGGCUAUCAGCUCGACGCAUACUUCCCCUUCGAUCCGUAUCAGCUCCCGCGCAGCCGUCGCUGGCUGGAGGGUGACUACGUUGAGUGGCGUGGCAUUCCGGGUCUUGACCAGGACGAAGACUCGGAUAGCGGUGCUGACGAUGAUGGCGAUGAAGAAGACGGCACAGCUACUGACGAGGAGUAG
Penicillium daleae is the source of this 2070-nucleotide messenger RNA. Its product is annotated as rDNA-binding RNA polymerase I transcriptional factor. Lineage: Eukaryota; Fungi; Ascomycota; Eurotiomycetes; Eurotiales; Aspergillaceae. Gene Ontology annotation, cellular component: nucleus. The record is from RefSeq and is a predicted model, not a curated record. The transcript has a single exon. Gene Ontology annotation, molecular function: RNA polymerase I general transcription initiation factor activity; RNA polymerase I core binding. Bases 1 to 2070 code for a protein of 689 amino acids. Gene Ontology annotation, biological process: transcription initiation at RNA polymerase I promoter.